GCGCGGAUAGUCUAAAAAGGAAAAAUCGCGUUUGAUUUGGGGACGUAAAAGUUCUGUGGGCUUUUCAGCAUUAGCUGCGGUUUCGCUUUUGUCCUUUUCGGUGUGAGUUUUUCCACUGUUUUACUGGUGGUGCGUGUAUGGUCGUGUCCCGUGCGGAAUUCUGGCUGGUUGACGUCCUAAUUGAUCUGACCCCGCUUGCGUACGGUUGUUUGGGUUUUGCGGGUAAACUAGUAAAAUUGUUUUGCAAACCAACCGUACCACACCCCGAAACGGAGUGUUCCGAAGCAAAUUAAUCAACGCGUACUUGCUACGGAAGCAACCUAGGAUUGUGGUCGCCAAUGGAGCUGUGAGGGGAUGAAGUGAUGUGGUUCGCUGCUAUGUCACUGGCGGUGAGCAGUGUGUGUUUGUGUGGGAAGAAGGAAACAUGAUAACGCGAAAAACACUAGAAAGAUUUCCGUCGAGCUUCCGCAGCUGUGAGCGGAUGCUAUAGAAAACAACCAACCAUAAUCAUAAUAAAGAGAUUAAGUCGCCCCCAGUGGGAUGCUUCUUUUUUUUUUACUGACAACUUACAUUCGUUGGUUCGUGUGUUUUUCCCAGCUCGCCAACUGAGACGGUGUGGGUGAGACGAUUGGUCUUCCCACAAGUGCCCGGAAGAUAGCCGCAAUAAAAAUUGGGAAAUAAUUCGACGAAAAUAUUACAUUUUGGUUGUUCUGUUUAUCGGAGCAACGGUCGGGCGGAGAAGACCGUGGAAAAUGUCGCAGUAUAGUGGAUUAUGAUUAUGUGGAUACGUGGUUUGGAGCUUCAUAGUUCUGUGGUUUGACGAACGAAGUACAUCAUCGGUUGUUGGCGUCCCAAGCAAAACGUGAUUAUCUGAAUGGGUCGCUAAAUUAACGGAGAGGAUUAGAGAGGAUAUUUUCAAAUAUUUCGAAAAGUGUGUUACUGCCUCGUGCUUGUCGUUAGUGAUAUUUUUCUUUUUCAUUAUAAUUGAAGUUUGUGCUACUUGAUAAUAGAUAAUACUGUUCAAGGAUAUUUGGAAACGUGCGCGUAACGGGGUUCCUAGCUAAUAAUGUAUCAAAUCAAAGUGAUUUUGUCGCUGAUCUGGACUUUCUUGUAUUUCAAGCUAAUCCGAGCACUGCAACUGACGGAAAUCGUCGUACCGGAUGUGGUGGACGUUCGCGACACACCCACGCUGUCCUGUAGCUACGAUAUGGGAACACACAAGCUCAACUCGGUCAAGUGGUACAAAGACGAGCGGGAAUUCUUCAGGUAUUCGCCGUUAAUGGAACAGAAUGUGAUGAUAUUUCCGGUGGAUGGCGUUGCGGUGGUGCGGAAAUCGCCGGCCCAUUUCUGCAAUCGCUUCAUGUGCAGCAUCCAGUUGCAGCAGCUCAACAUCAAAUCGAGUGGUUCGUAUCGGUGCGAAAUUUCCGGCGAUGCACCCGAAUUCAAACUGACCCACGGGGUGGGAAACAUGAGUGUGGCAGUGCUGCCGCAGUAUGACCCAAUCAUCAAUGGCUUGCAGCAUAACUACGCCCUCGGAGACUUCGUGGUAGCCAACUGCUCUUCGGACAUGUCCAGCCCACCUGCUCGAUUGUACUGGUUUAUCAACGAUCGAAUUGUUCCUUCGGACUACCUUCAGCCCCAGCAGGAGACGACGAUUGAGAACGAUGGCUUCAUACUGCGCUAUCGGACUUUGGAGAUUCGGUUCCACAUUGACGAGGAUCGGCUAGGUAAAAUCAAGGGUAAACUAGCACUCAAAUGUUUGGCCCGGAUCGAUUCAAUACCGCAGGGGACACGGGAGUCCACGCAGGUCAUUUACAUUCCGAUGACCGACGAACUGAGAAAUCAGAAGCUGAUCAAUUGGCGCAGCUCGGCGCAAUCUCUACAUCGUCAUCGGUCCUAUCAUCAUCAGCUGCAACUGCAGCAGCAGCAAAUGUUCGUAUCGUUGCUGGCUCUAUCCCUGCUGGUGAUAACUUUAUUUGCCCUGUAAAGUCCAAUCUAAGCU
Molecule: messenger RNA, 2002 nt
Organism: Malaya genurostris
Lineage: Eukaryota; Metazoa; Arthropoda; Insecta; Diptera; Culicidae
Exons: 6
Coding region: 1067-1987 (306 amino acids)
Source: RefSeq, a predicted model, not a curated record